AUGUCCGACGCGCUCUCCAUUCGCCGGCAACGCCAACUGGUUCUCUCCGGCACCGGACCAUGCCCCGAGUCUUUCGAUGCCAUCAUUAUCGAGAUCCUCUCAUGGCUACCUGUCAAAUCUUUGCUUCGUUUCCGUUGUGUAUGCAAGGCAUGGCGGGCACUGAUCUCCCAGUCUUAUUUCAUCAAGAAGCACCUCAUCCGCACCGAAAUCAACGCCAGCUUCAAGCUUCUCGUCAAGGAGAGUUUCGUAUUCAGGUCCAUAGAGUACCAAGCAUUAUUCAACUGUUUAAGUGAUGAUGGUACUAUUCCCCACAGAGAGCUUGAUUUUCCGGAAAUCAAUCUACCAAUGUUUGAAUUUCUUUAUAUGCGGAUAAUUGGUGCUUGCAAUGGCCUCAUAUGUCUGCUACUAGACUGCGAAACUUCAACUAUUAUGUUAUGGAACCCUUGUACUAGAGACUCCCAGGUAUUACCACAACCUCCUAUUAUUCAUAGAGACCUACGGUUCUUCGGAUUCGGUUAUGAUUCCACUACUGAUGAUUACAAGGUAGUACUGGGUUGUUGGAAUUCUAGUUAUGAAUCUGUUAUCGUCUUUACACUCAAAACGGGUUCGUGGAGGAAGCUUCAAAGCCUGACCAAGUAUUUUAGGGUGUUAUCUAUUGGGCGUAUAGUUAACGAAGCUCUACAUUGGCUACUAUAUGAACCGUUUGAGCAACCCAUGUUCUGUCCUUCAAGAAUAGUGUCAUUUGAUUUAGCGGAGGAGAAAUUUCAUGAGAUUGCAUUCCCCUAUCCUCCGAAUCCGAUAGACAGAUGUACUCUGGUCGCGGACGUUGAAACUCUCGGUAACUGUUUAACCCUAUACUUUCAAACCAUGGAUUGCAGAGCGGGGUGCGAAAUGAAGAUAUGGGUGAUGAAGGAAUAUGGAGUCAAGGAAUCCUGGGCUGAAGUCAUAAACAUCCCUUCAGGGAUUCUAGGUGAACGUUAUUCAUUCAUGAGAUGCAUUUCUGAGAAUGGUGAAGUUUUGAUGCGUCUGGGUAGUGUUGGUCCCUUGGCAAUAUAUAAUCCCAAGGAAAAGACAUUUAGGAUUUUGUUGCACCACAAUCAUGAAGCCUUUUAUGAUACAGCUACUUAUGUAGAAACUUUAGUUUCACCAUUCAUUGGCAGCUCUAUUGGCACAAGCAUGUGA
Messenger RNA from Rosa chinensis, 1182 nucleotides. Its product is annotated as F-box/kelch-repeat protein At3g23880. Gene Ontology annotation, molecular function: protein binding. The transcript has a single exon. The coding region runs from base 1 to 1182 and encodes 393 amino acids. Lineage: Eukaryota; Viridiplantae; Streptophyta; Magnoliopsida; Rosales; Rosaceae. The record is from RefSeq and is a predicted model, not a curated record.